CAGUUGUUGCUAGGGUUACUAGCUGUGCUGACGUCACAUGGCUUACUUUCUUGUCAUGGGUACCCAACUCAUGUACCAAUUACAGUCUGUGAAUAUCUUAUGCCAGGACAUCAGCUCCAGCCAUUACAAUUUGUUUCACCUCAGCCAAUGAACACUAACCCUUACUCGAUUCACGUGAGCAACACGAGCUAUACACCUAGUGGAAUGAUGACUGUCAUGAUUAAUGGAACUAUGGGAAUUAAGGUGAAUAAAAAGGAAAAACGGAUCUUCGGAUCUUACUUUUAACAUCCAGUUACCUGUGAAACUUAGACUGUGUCAGAGACAGAAGAAAAAGGACUUUUGGUUAAGUCCAUCAGCGAGCCAGCGCAGAAAUCUCUGUUAUGGACCCCACCCCUUGUACCAGGAUUUGAGGACGCUCCAUAAUUAGCCUGUUGAAAAGUCAAUGUGAUUUGAUGAUUUGCCAAUCAGGUUGAAGGAAAAUUCCAGAAGCACUUCAAGUAAAACGUUGAGUCCGUUGGACCCCAGAACAAGGAUCUCCGCCCUGCUUCGCAGACGUCACUAACUGGGAAAUACGGGGAUUACGUCUGCCGUGCAGGCUAUGUGAGACGCUUUACCUUGAAAGUUCUAAUUUGCAUCACCAGCCAUAAAACGCGAACGUUAGUCUUUUACAAUUUAUCACCUCGGCUCUUGCAAUACAGCGGUUAAGUCGUCCCAAAGCCCCCUCCAAACGAAUAAGAACAAAUUGUGAAAAAUUUAGAUUUUUACUGAUGAUGCUUAUAUAUUUAUCCUAACAGGGUUUCAUUAUCCAAGCGCGUGCUGCAGGAAGUCCUUUACCAGUUGGAGAAUUUCAGGGUAGCCUACCCAGCAACCAGACUUAUAUGUGGUGUUCCGGUGGCGAACCGCAGGUACAUUCUAAUAGGAAAAUUACACGAUGACCUCCUUUUUCUACAACUACCAGAAUCCUUCAGCUUGUUGUUUUCUUGUGAAAAUUAGGGCUAUCGAUAUUAUUUUUAAUUAAGAAAGCAAAAACGAAAUGAAUUCUGGUAGUUGUAGUUGGCAAGUUUCUCAGGAUCUUUUUACUGAUUCAAAAAAAUUCCAAGAAACUGCCCCACUGCCCUUCCCUUAACCUAACGUUUACACUUACUUCUCGCUUAGAGCAAAAUGUUGGGUUGGGGAGGGGUAGGUGGGCCUUUCCCCACGAUCUUAUACUGAUAGCCAAUCAUGAAACGAUAACGUGUCCAAAACAGUCUCACACAAUGCAAUUCGACGCAAAUCCGACCCAACCUCAUCACACGCAGCCUUAGAAUGGCCAAUACUCCUCAUUUAAUUUUACUUCUAUAUUCUUUCUCUGCCUAGACCUUUAUCUGUUACCUCUCCCCUCUGCAUCUCAAGAGCAAAUCCUACUUUUUUCUAUGCUUCUUUCCCCUUUUGACUCUAAAGACUCUAAACAUCGCUCUCUUUUAUCCUUAUUCCAUCACCAGAAUACAGUUGCCCAUCGCCGUCCUGGCCUGGCAGACAAGUCGUGGAUUUCAUUGAAAUUCACCUGGAAAGCACCGGAAGCCCCUGUUGGGAACAUCUCUUUUUGGUAAAAAGGAGCAACAUGUCUAGUGAUUGUCGUUUACGCAAACCAACCAGUGCAAGGAAAGCGCUGCGCUCUUAAUAUAAAUGAUAGAUAUUUCCAAAACCUCUUCGAAUUUGCUUGAAACGCUGCCCCAUAAAGCGAAAUUUGAAUCUACUUUUCGUCUAGUUCAGUUUGUCUUUUUUGAUGAAAACUCAGUCUAGGAAUAGGUUCUUCAUAUGAGUUCAUAUUAAACAAAAUGUAAUUACUUUUCAAGCACCAGGAGGUGACAGCUGUUUAAAGGUAUACCUGACAUUUUCACUCAGGGCCAGUCUUCUUUACAACUAUACAACAUUUUGGGUGAGAAUCCAAUCUGCAGAGGUCAGCGGGCCUACAGCUGUUGCACGGCCUUCUCCAACACUACAACCAAGCUUUGAGGUAAAUAUAACUCAACUAAAUAUAACGGAUGCAGGACAUCUUUGGUUGGGUAAGGCUUGAAGAGUCUUCCUGUGUCACGCUAUUUGGUGUCUUUUUAAACAGCUAAAACGUGUUUUCGCAUCAAUUGGAUUUCAAAAUUAAAGUAAUGAUCAAGUUUUGUUAUGUAAGACUUUGCUUAGCGCUGAUCUGCCCUGCAAAGUGGGUUCUCGGGAGCGUCGCUUUAUGGUGGUCAUGUGCAUUUUUAGGCUUUAUUCCCUAGGCCUGACUUGUAAUAAUGUAUCUGGAAUGAAUUCACCCCAGAAUGAAACUGGGCUGAAUUAAUAUUCGCAAAGACUUCUGGGUCUGUUAGUAAGGACAGGGGAAAAAAUUGGCCAAUAGCUGACCGGUGUGUCCUCUGUAACGACCCCAGAGACACUUGCGGGAGGUAUUUCGGCUCCAGCCCUCUUCUUGUUUCUUAAGUGGCGAAUGAGGAAGAACGACAAGCCGCUGGACCUUCGCGUGGUACAACUGACCAAGUCGAAAUGGCUGUUUAGACUGAAAAUAAUUUAAUAUCCUUAGAAGUGAUGUUAUUAUUAUUAUUAUUGAUGUUUCAGAUAACUAAGCAAGGCUGUGGAAGUGAAAAGAGUUGUUAUUCCGAGCCAGAAUACUGCACAAACAGCUCCAAUUGUGCAUUCCUUAUAACUUUCAAGGCGGAGGGUGACAACAUCACAUUUGAGAUGAGCGGGUCUCACCGCUACAUUGCUGUUGGUUUUAAUGACAAACAAGAAAUGGUAGGUAUUUAUAAUGUCUGUACACCAGCCUGAUCACCAGCGGCCUCCUUCCUAGAAUUCUCUCUCUUGAUGUAAAUUUUCGCGCAAAGGAAGGCGGGAAGGAGAACACGAGCGAGACGUCUGGCCUCUUCUUUUUGCUUCCCGUGGUCCCUCGCGUUUCGCCACCAGUCGAUCACUCUCGUUUCGCGCUCGCCUUUGUUCGCGAUCAAAUUGAAAAAAAAGGUGUCUGAGGAGAAUGCAGUCUUUGAUGCAGAUAUCUCCUAACAGGAAAAACACAGACACGUUUUUCACGUUGCCCCUUCCCUCUUUAUUGCACACCCACGAUUCUCUAGGGCUUGGAUUUGCACAGGAAGUACACUACAUCACUACAGUUUACCUACGCUUUAUUGAGAUUUAUUACGGAUGCCAACGAAUUUUCAAAGGGCGCCAUCGUCCUGCAUCGAGGCCCAACAAAUUUUCUGACUUGACAAAAAAAAAAAGAACUCAAACAUCAAUCAGUCAACGUUUAGCGCGACACCAACGCAGCAAAAUGUAGUUUUUUCUAUACUAGGUUUUGUACUCAGUUUUACAUUAACUUUUCUUACCUUUCAGUCGUUGAUUAAUUAUGUACUAUUGCCUUCCUUUUUUAGAACCAAACUGAUACAAUUUCCUGCUCAACAUCCUCAAACAACGCUGUUGAAGUUAGACAUUACUUGUUGGCUUUUCGUCAGCCAAUACGAACUGACAUAGUAAGUGUGAACGACUUUGUUCGCCAUACGUAUUUUGUACCUAAGGGAUAGAACAAGAGACAGGGACGGGGUACCUCACACCUAUCUCAAUAACAAUAUCACAAAAAAGUGUUAAAUUUAAAGGACGUGGUCACGUCCAGCAAGACAGUUAACGCAAGCCGUACCCCAUCCCAGGAAUUAUACUUGCGCACAUAUUCUGAACAAAAAAAAAAAUCAUUUUCAUGUGUUUUGACAAACUCUCCUCGAAUAAUAGCCGUCCCUUGAUUAAUCGCCUCCCUCGAAUAAUGGCCCCUCCAUGACGGAAAUAUUUAAAAUAAUCGCCUCCCUCGAAUAAUCGCCUCCCACCUGCUCCUCUCGCAAUCUUCUCUUCCUUUUAUCCUCUCCCUGUCAAGUUGAAGUGCACUUUGAUCCAGCAAAACUGAUCAGUGAUGAUUCAAGUUAGGAAAAUUAAUCAUGGAACUAAAUUUGGAACACUUAAAAAGCCCAUAUUCAGUUUAUUUGAUGUGAUUAUUUUUUUAUUUAACGGGAAAAUAAAAAAAUAUAUUUAGGGCACGGCUUCCAGUGAGCAAUAUUUGAAAUAAUUACCUCCCUUGAAUAAUCGCACCCUUUUUGUGCGAUAAAAGAUAUAAUCGCCCCCGGCUAUUAUUCGAGGAAAUACGGUAAAUGUUUGAUGGGUUUUAUAUUAUGAAACCUUGAUCUUUUUCAUCAGAGAAACACGGAUGACAUUGUUCGCCAUAUGGCUAGCUAUGAAAAUGGGACAUUAACAUGCAGGUAAAAAAUUAAAUGUAGCGACUAUCAGCAAAGUUCUUUUAUCUUGUCUAUUCGUAAGCACAAUAUGGAUAUACUUAGGUCGCUCAGGUUUUAAAAAAGAUUAACAUAGGAGAUCAAGGAUGAUCAACUUAAUUUUGGUUAACAGGGCAAAGAAUUGUAAAUUGUUUUAAUUGUCAUAAUAGUACAAUAAUAAUUUAUUGUACCUAAUGAUUUAGCCAUGAUAAGUUGUCUUUCAACCCUUAAAAUUAUAACUAUGACAAAAACCUGUAUUUCUCGUGUUUGCAUUUCAUUGAUUGACCUUAUUUAUCACGGGUUUUUCAAUGGUUCUGCUUAUUUCUAGAUUUUCUCGUAAGCUUUCACCCUCGAGUCCGCACAAGAGAGACCUCAUAAUGAAGAACUGGUUUUUCAUUUUUGCCUGGGGCAGCGUUAGUAAGUAUCCGUUAGUAAUAACACAACGUAUCAGUCCAGUUGGCAGCAAGUCAUUAUUAUAAGAAAAAAAGGAAAAAAAUUAUACUGGUUUGAAUUUAACAAACCACGGCCUGGCCAGUAACUCACGCAAGCGCAAGGGUGGUGUAUGUGUGCUCCUUGCCUACAGUCUGUCUGGUUUAAUGUGCCUUUUUUGAUGCUCAUUCUCAUUAAGUUAACAGUUUCCUAGUGGACUGCGAGCAGUCCCUCUUCAGUCAGUCGAGUCUAAGCUCGGCAGGACUGGAGAGAGCGAAUUGGUCGAGAGGGAAACUACCUCCUCCCCAGCUUCCCCUCGGCUUUCGCUCGCUUCGUUUAAUUUCCUCGCUCGCGUGACCAUCCUGAGGGACUGCUCGCAGUCUAGUUUCCUAACUAGUCUAUCAGUGGUCCUAAACUGAUCCCUAUCAGAUUCAGAACGGGUAGACGGGCCCAGCUCAUUGAUCUCCCAAUACGUCUGGUUAGAGUGCACAGCUCACGUCGGACUUCUCACUUCUCUGUACUAUAGGCAGUACAGGUGCUUUGCAAUAUCACUACCAAAACGCAACGUUCAGUGCUGAACGCGUUAACCUCACGCUGCCCGCCGUGUUGAAAAACGGUCGUAGCAGGCCACCAGCGCCAACGCCGGAUGGAAAACUGGAGGUACUAGAAUACUUUUUUACUGAAUCCCUUUUAGUGUAUUUACGUGUUUCUUCUUCUUUUCAUUGAAAUCGCGGUAGUAAAAUCAUGUCGGCAGCUUCAAUGCCGUGUUACGUCAUUGAUGACGUCAGCACGACGUCAUAACAUUUAACGCCGAAUAAUGUCACACUUAAAAAUUUAUUUCAGUUAAGGCCACACUGUUAUUACAUUUUGGACUUAUUUACACUUAGGGCGAAAUGUUAUUCAUUUAGGACUUUACUACAUUUUCUGUCAGUUAUUACAUUUAGGCGUUCUACAAAUGCUUUUUUAAUAGAGUGUUUUCACUCACGUGGCUUGCAUCUAUACAAUUUAUUGGAACAAAAGAAACCGUUUACACAAGAAAAGAGUUCAACUCCCACAGGACUGGUUUGGAACACCAACAUGGCCGUGUUUGGGAACACCAAUAUUGCCGCCGUGACAUCAUGUGGAAACGAUUUAUUUGUUUUAAGUUUAUUUUGUACUUUUGCCUUCAUUUUAGUUUUCAAAAUCGGAUUGCGGUAAGACUAAGAACUGCUACUCUGAGCCCACAGACUGUUCGUCCAGUCGAAACUGUGACUAUCUUGUGACUUUUGAACCUUGUCAAAAUAAGGAUAACAUCAGCUUUGAGUUGAGUGCGAGAAGUGACUGGGUCGCAAUAGGGUUCAACGAGCAAAGCAAGAUGGUAAGUCUCAUAAAUCUUUGA
Messenger RNA from Porites evermanni, 6084 nucleotides. The record is from the annotation of a GenBank genome assembly. Lineage: Eukaryota; Metazoa; Cnidaria; Anthozoa; Scleractinia; Poritidae.